CCCCCGGGCCGCGCGCUGUCGUUAUGGGUCCGCCGGAAACCUGGAGGCGCGCCCUGAAGUCGCAGACGCGGUGCGGCUGGUGGGUCCCGGCGCCAAAUCCGACCUCCUGGAGAAACCAUGUCUCAGCACCUUUGGGUGCCACCUAUUGUGCCAGGCGCUUGCCACUGCACGAGAGGAUAUGCCGUUUGAAUUCUCGGUGAAGGUUGGGAGGAGGAAUGCCAGAACUGCCGGCUGAAAGUUAUCCAUACGAGAAACAUGUAGGCUGGGGACCCUGAAUCACGUAGUGAGAAUUGCUGCUCUUUGUUUCCUCUGUCUUACCUUGGAAGUUCGGCCGGUAUCUUGACCGCCGAGGCCAACAGAAAUCACUUCACCCCCGGGAUGGACUUUCUGGUUCUCUUCUUGUUCUACCUGGCUUUGGUGCUGGUUGGUGUUGUAAUGAUCUGCAUCUGCUGGAAAACCCAGUACUUGAAUGGCCUGGGUUCGGGAGGAGCACAGAUAUUUUCCUAUGUAAUUCCAGAAUGCCUUCAGAGAGCCAUGCUAAGAUUGCUUCAUUACCUCUUUCAUACACGAAACUACACCUUCAUUAUCCUUCAUCUUGUCUUGCAAGGGAUGAUUUAUAUUGAAUAUACCUGGGAAAUACUUGGCUACUGUCAAGAGCUGGAGGUCUCCGUGUAUUACCUCCUUCAGCCCUACCUGCUGUUGAUCGUAAACCUGGUGUUUUUCACCCUAAGCUGUGUAAGCAACCCUGGUACCAUAACAAAAGAAAAUGAAUCAUUGUUUCUUCAAAUUUAUGAAUUCGAUGAAGUGAUGUUCCCAAAGGACACAAGGUGCUCUACUUGUGACUUAAGGAAACCAGCUCGGUCCAAACACUGCAGUGUGUGCAAUCGAUGCGUGCACCGUUUUGACCACCACUGUGUUUGGGUGAGCAACUGCAUUGGGGCUUGGAACGCCAGGUACUUCCUCAUCUACCUCUUGACGUUGACAGCCUCAACUGUCACAAUGGCCAUUGUGAGCACUGUGUUUCUGGUCCAGUUGGUGGUGUCGUCGGACUUAUACCUGGAGACAUACAUGGAUGACCUUGGACACUUACGAGUUAAUGACAUCAUUUUUCUUAUCCAGUACCUGUUCCUGACUUUCCCAAGGAUUGUCUCCAUGCUGGGCUUUGUUGUGGUGCUGAGCAUCCUUCUGGGAGGCUACCUGUGCUUUGCUCUGUACCUGGCCGCCACCAACCAAACCACUAAUGAGUGGUACAGAGGUGACCGGGCCUGGUGCCAGCACUGCCCCAACGUUGCAAAGCCCUGGAUCUACCGGAACAUCCACUCCCACGGGUUUUGGAGCAACCUUCGAGAGAUCUUUGUACCUGCUGCUGCACAAGAUGAGAGAAAGAAGAAAUAACAAUGGAAAGUGUUACUGCCUUUUAAAUACAGAUGUAUGGAUACUUAC
This is a messenger RNA of Manis javanica (Malayan pangolin), 1443 nucleotides long. The record is from RefSeq and is a predicted model, not a curated record. NCBI's taxonomy places the organism in Eukaryota, Metazoa, Chordata, Mammalia, Pholidota, Manidae.